Messenger RNA from Sceloporus undulatus (fence lizard), 4694 nucleotides. RefSeq names its product DNA topoisomerase II binding protein 1 (gene TOPBP1). Gene Ontology annotation, biological process: mitotic DNA replication checkpoint signaling; DNA replication initiation; mitotic G2 DNA damage checkpoint signaling. The record is from RefSeq and is a predicted model, not a curated record. Lineage: Eukaryota; Metazoa; Chordata; Lepidosauria; Squamata; Phrynosomatidae. Bases 71 to 4612 code for a protein of 1513 amino acids. The transcript is spliced from 29 exons.
CCCGCCAGCCUUCGGAAGAGGGAAGAAGGGAGUCGUCGGUGGGACUGAGAGCGAAGCCGAGGCACGUUAAAUGAUGAAAGGUAGCAAGGAACCAUAUCUUGUGAAAUUUAUCAAGUCUUCAGAGAACUCAGAUUUUUUCCACCAGGCCCUUGAGUCCAUUAAAGAAUUUCAGUCAGAAGAAUAUCUUGAGAUUCUUGAAAAUGAAGCUGCACUGAGAAUACAGGAGAAUGACAAAUCUCUUUAUAUAUGUGAUCCAUUCAGUGGCCCUGUUUUUAAUCACCUUCAAAAGCUUGGUUGUAGGAUUGUUGGACCACAGGUUGUUAUCUAUUGUAUGCAGAACCAGCGAUGUGUCCCAAGAGCUGACUAUCCAGUAUUUAAUAUGACAAUGGCUGAUGUAACAAUAUCAUGUACAAAUCUUCAAAAGGAAACCAGGGAAGAGGUCCAUAAGUAUGUACAAAUGAUGGGUGGCCGCAUAUACAGAGAUCUUAAUGUAUUAGUAACUCAUCUUAUAGCUGGAGAAGUUGGAAGCAAGAAAUACUUAGUUGCUGCUAAUUUGAAAAAACCCAUUUUGCUUCCCUCUUGGAUACAAGUAUUAUGGAAUAAAUCACAACAUAGAAUGAUCAGAUACACAGACAUAAAUAUGGAUGACUUCUUAUGCCCUUUGUUUCUUGGCUGUACAGUAUGUGUAACUGGUUUGAGCAGCGUGGACCGAAAAGAGGUUCAGCGUCUCACCACGGAAAAUGGUGGUCAGUACACAGGGCAACUCAAGAUGAAUGAAUGUACCCACCUUAUUGUUAAAGAGCCAAAAGACAGUCUUUCCAGACCUACCAUUCUUUAUAGAAGCUUUCGAGCGGCUUUUCCUUCAAUAAGACAGAAAUAUGAGUGCGCAAGAAGGUGGAACGUCCAUUGUGUAUCUAUGCAGUGGUUUUUUGAUAGCAUUGAAAAGGGAUUUUGCCAGGACGAAUCAAUGUAUUCAGUAAUCCCUAAACCAAAGGAAGCAAAUGCACCAAAUACGUCAACUCCUACUAGCCAAGCUAGCAACCUUGACAGUCGAACCCUCUCAGAUGUCAGCCACAUUUCAAACAUCAAUUUAACAGGCAUUAAUGAAACAUCUUGUAGCCCUCCUAUGAAUAACAGAGUGGACCAUCCUUCUGAUGAACUGAACAACUUGGAUAUUAGUUCUUUACAAGCACCUGAAGAUUUACUUGAUGGAUGCCGAAUUUACCUUUGUGGUUUCAGUGGCAGGAAAUUAGAUAAAAUUAGAAGGCUUAUCAACUCUGGAGGUGGUGUCCGUUUUAAUCAACUCAAUGAGGAUGUGACACAUGUCAUUGUGGGUGAUGAUGAUAAUGAACUAAAACAGUUCAUGAAGAAGACAGUGCAGAGACCAUAUGCUGUGACAGUACAGUGGCUUUUGGAAUGCUUUAAAAAAGGUUAUCUACUGCCUGAGGAGCAAUAUAUCCCUGAAAACUACCAACCAGUGAACAGUCCAGUUUUUGAGCAUCCUGUCUUCCUCAAAAAAAAUAGCGGCUUGAAGAAAGAAACUGUGAAUAUUCAACAGGCUCCAGAAGCAGAUGCUGAUCUGUUGUCUCAGUAUAUAACUCAGGAUUCCACAGUAGUCGUUGCUGGUGGCUGUAAUGAUACUGAUCGCACUACCUUUCAAGAAGGAAAUGAGUUUACUGCCUUGGGUGAGACAUCUACCAUUGUUGAAGGUGCCUUGCUCAGUGGGAAAAGAUUUCUGCUUCAGGGCUUUGGUAGAGAAGAUGAAUCUUGCAUGAAGGCUUUGAUUGAAGAGAAUGCUGGGAAGGUUCUGUCUCCAGAAAGUAAAGCAGUUGCUGACUAUGCAGUGGUUCCCCUCCUUGGAUACACUGUAGAGCCAACUGUAGGAGAUGUGGUUACAAAUACAUGGCUGGUGAUGUGUGUAGAACAGCAGACCCUGCUAGAUCCUCAGUCAAGUCCGCUUUUCACACCAGUACCAAUGAAAGAAGGAACUACCCCAUUAGAACAGUGUGUACUGUCUUUCAGCCAAUUUAGUGGGGCAGAAAGAGAUUCUUUAAUAUACCUAGCAAAUCUGCUUGGUGCAAGAGUUCAAGAAUUCUUUGUGAGGAAAGCCAAUCCAAGGAAGGCAAUGCUUGUCAGUACUCACCUGGUAGUGAAAGAGCCAGAGGGCUCCAAAUAUGAAGCUGCAAAGAAGUGGAAUCUCCCAGCUGUUACUAUGGCUUGGCUGUUGGAGUGUUCAAGGACAGGAGAAAAGGCCGACGAAAGCAAGUUCCUAAUUGACAGUGUAGUCACUAAAGGGAAUCAGCUAGAUGAAGGACUGACAGAUGCUUCACCCUCAAAUAUGCCGGAUCAACCUAACAACUUGUUUGAAACUGAGAAGAGAACAGCUGUAACACCUCUGGAUAUGAACAAGUUUCAGAGUAAAGCUUUCCGGACUGUUAUCUCACACCAUAUUGGUAAAAAGCCAAGUCCUCCACUGGGUGGAAACCCAUUACAGAAAGAACCUUCUCUGCACCUGGACACGCCAUCUAAAUUUUUAUCUAAAGACAAGCUCUUCAAGCCUUCUUUUGAUGUUAAGGAUGCUCUAGCAGCUUUGGAAACUCCAGAAGGUGCCAGCCAGCGAAACAGAACACUGAGCACUCCUCUUUCAGAAGUCAUUGGGAGGAACCUAAAAGUGGCUUUAGCAAAUAGCACCCGGCAAGCAGCUGCUCUUACUGCUAGUCCUCAGUUGAAAGAGGCACCUCAAGAAAUUGUGGAAGAGUCUAAACCUCUAGCGGAUGUUGUCAUAUGUGUGAGUAAGAAGCUCAGUAAAAAGCAGAGCGAGUUGAAUGCUAUUGCUGCAUCCCUUGGAGCAGAUUAUAGGUGGUGUUUUGAUGAAACUGUGACCCAUUUCGUUUACCAGGGAAGGCAAAAUGAUAAUAACCGGGAAUACAAAUCUGCUAAAGAAAGGGGCAUACACAUCGUUUCGGAACAUUGGCUUUUGGAGAGUGCACAAGAAUAUAAACGACUACCUGAAUCUCUGUAUCCUCAUACCUAUAAUCCUAAAAUGAGUCUGAAUAUUAGUGGUGUCCAAGAUGACAGAUUCUCUGAUAGGCUUGACUCAACUGGAAAAAUGGGGAAGGAACAUGAGAAUAUUUCAUUGGAUGAUAAUGCUAUAGAAGGACAACUAAAAGAGGCAAUUCCUGUUGAAAAAGAAGAAAAUACAUCAAAAGGAGUGUUAACACAGACACUGGAAAUGAGGGAAAACUUUCAAAGGCAGCUACAAGAAAUCAUGACUGCAACAUCCCUACCAAAGUUGCAAGGACAAAGGACCUCUUUAUCUAGGAAUGGAUUUGACAGUGAUCCAGCAACUCCGGAUGGACCUCGUUCUGUGCGUAAUGGCCGCAGCAAAGUCUUGGAAGCCCUAAGGCAGACUCGCCAGAUAGUGACUGAUGUCAAUACAGAGCCAUCCCAGAACGAACAGAUUAUUUGGGAUGAUCCCACUGCAAGGGAAGAGAGGGCGAGGCUUGCCAGCAAUAUGCAGUGGCCCAAUAGCCCUUCACAAUGUUCCGAGCAAAUGCAAGGAAAUGCAGUAAAUUUGGGUGACGGUUCACAUAGAAAAUCCUUGAGUGAUACAGAAAUUGCACAAAUAGGUGUUGAUGAUCCUGUGAAAACAGAUACAGUUGAGGUUCCAAGAUCCCCAGUGUGCAGAAGUCCAGAAACCCCCCAAAAUGAAGAUCAUCUGAUCCCAACUCCAUUGGCACCCACCAUUGCCUUUCCACUGGCAAACCCUCCUGUUGCUCCCCAGCCAAAAGAAAAUGCCAUUAAAAUAGAUGCAAAGGCCUCCGAAGAACCAGAAAAUCAGCGUAAAUUUCAGCUGUCUUCCCUUAACCCUCAGGAACGAAUUGAUUAUUACCAUCUGAUUGAGGAACUAGGUGGAGUGGUACUUGAGAAGCAGUGCUUUGACCCAAAUUGUACACAUACAAUUGUGGGACACCCUCUUCGCAAUGAGAAAUUCUUGGCAUCGAUGGCAGCUGGAAAGUGGGUGCUGCAUCGUUCCUACCUAGAAGCAUCCAGAGCAGCACAGUGCUUUGUAGAGGAGGAAGAUUAUGAAUGGGGAAGUAACUCCAUACUCAGUGUUCUGCCUGGAAUCAAUGUAGUCCAGAGGAAAUUAGCAGUUGCAGCAAUGAGGUGGCGGAAAACAAUUCAGAGAUGGAGAAAGGAAAAUGGAAUUGCUGAGGGAGCAUUUAGUGGUUGGAAGGUAAUUUUGAAUGUUGACCCAGCCAAGGAAGCAGGCUUCAAACGUCUUCUAGAGUCAGGAGGAGCAAAGGUGCUUCCUGCUCAUUCUCCUCCUCACUUUAGAGAAGUGACUCAUCUUUUUGCUGAUUUCAAUAAACUGAAGCCAGAGGAUAUAAGAAUUGAUGUUGGAGAAGCAGCUCAUCAAGGCGUGAACUGCCUUAGGCCAGAAUACAUUGCUGAUUACCUUAUACAGGAGUUACCACCGCCAAUGGAAAACUAUCAUUUGCCAGAAGCUGCUGCCUAUCUUCAGAAUGGAAAAGAACACAGAAGUGGAUCAUCUCAAAAGCGGAAAGCUCCUGAAGAAACACACACAGUAAAGCGAUUCAGAAUGCACUGAUAUGACUGUACUCCUUUUAAAUAUGCGUGUUCUAUUUCUAUUUAUAUUAAUUUUCUUUCAAUAUAAAAAGGUCAUUAAAUGC